GAGAAAAUGUCGCCGUUCAUGGAGAAAGUGUUGUUGCUGUUAGGCGUGCUCUGCUGCAUACAAGUGUCCACUGCCCUGAUGUGCUACGACUGCAACAGCGAAUUCGAUCCUCGCUGCGGCGAUCCCUUCGAGCCGUACUCCAUUGGCGAGGUCAACUGCAGCAAACAGGAGCCCCUGGAGCAUCUCAAGGACAGGUACAAGCCCACCUUGUGCCGCAAAACUGUGCAGAAGAUCUAUGGCAAGACCCGCAUUGUGCGCGGCUGCGGCUACAUUCACGACGAGCGCACCGAUGUGGAGUGCGUGCGGCGUUCGGGCACCCACGAUGUGGCUGCCAUCUACUGCUCCUGCACCAAGGACCUGUGCAACGGCGGCAACUCGCUGACAGCCCCGUGGAUGAUACUGCCUCUCGCCCUGGCCGCCGGCUGCGCGCUCCUGCUGACCUCCGGGCACACAAUAAAAGUCCAGAGCUCAUAAAUUUAGCUGGGAUCUAGCGCUUUCACACCUCCAAUUGUAUCCACUUAUUUUUGCCUUACUUUCGAUGGUUUUUCUUGGCCUGGUGCAGGUCCGGACUUGAUGCUCAUUUAGUUGCAUAAUUUAAUUUAAUUUAAUGUGUUCGUAAGUGUAAAAGAACUAACAAUAAAUUGAAAAUUAUCUUAUGGUCACGCAUGAUAAACAGCAAAAGAGCAUAACGAAACAAAAAAACAACAAAAAAAACAGCAGUUAUUGGGGGCAGUAAUACAAAUAAAUCCACAUUUCCCUUAACAUUAUGUUCGAAAUUAAAAAAAAAAAAUACAGAGAAACUGCCAGUAAAUGUCUCCGCCUGAAAAAUUUCAAAACUUUAAUCCAGAAUAAAACUUGACAAAGCAAAAACUAUAAUUAAUUAAUCUUUGUUGCGGCGAAACAUCUGAGAAGCCCGACAAGAGAAGAAACCCAAAAAAAUGUAUAAUUUAACACCACGACAGAAUAGGGCAACGGCAACCCAACCCUAGAAGGUAACCCCUUCGUAUAAGCUAUGCGAAAAACCGAAGGUAAACUAAUUGAGAACAUCUAUAGAGCAUAGUAUUUGAAAUAAUUAGGAUUCCGAACUCAUAGGAAGCCAGAAUAAUGAUUUAUAUGUAACUCAAGAAAAGUAUAGGAAGGAAAAUUAAUAAAAAUAUAUAUAUACACAUAUAUAUACAUACAUUAAAUAGAAAGAAUGGGAAAACUAUUUACAAAUCAACCAGAGAAUCCAUAAAAUUAGCAACUAAAUUAUGAAAUCAUAUUUUGUCCAUUUUGAGCUUCAUACAAACAAAAACCAAAAUAGAAAACUAACAAAUAAAUCUUCCUAAAAUUUGUCAACAGACAAAAUACUCAUCAAACUUUAUGUCUUAUGCGCUAUAAUUUCCAUUAUCAUCAUUGAUCCGAUCCGGCAGGCCUCCCCCCAAAGACACACAGAUACAGAUACAGAUACAGCAAAAGUACAGUCAACCCAAAAACGGUAGCAAGAAAAUGAGCAAGGUGGAAGGAAAACACUAGCCAACACAUCACAUGACACAUUAUAUGACAGCCGUUAAGAACACAUCAUUUUGUGUAGGAAAAGCAAACAAACAAAUUUAAUUAUAUUUAUAUAUCAUCGUAUACAUAACAGAAA
Molecule: messenger RNA, 1630 nt
Organism: Drosophila persimilis
Lineage: Eukaryota; Metazoa; Arthropoda; Insecta; Diptera; Drosophilidae
Exons: 3
Coding region: 7-474 (155 amino acids)
Biological process (GO): regulation of synaptic transmission, cholinergic; sleep; positive regulation of voltage-gated potassium channel activity
Source: RefSeq, a predicted model, not a curated record